Anopheles moucheti is the source of this 15553-nucleotide messenger RNA. RefSeq lists its product as uncharacterized. Bases 454 to 12801 code for a protein of 4115 amino acids. NCBI's taxonomy places the organism in Eukaryota, Metazoa, Arthropoda, Insecta, Diptera, Culicidae. Gene Ontology annotation, molecular function: protein binding. The transcript has 4 exons. The record is from RefSeq and is a predicted model, not a curated record.
CUGAUGCGUACUGUUUGUGGUUGUACCGCCCACUGCGUUGAUUUCUACGUUCACAACAAUCUACCGAUCGACGGUGUACUAAAGAAUCGUCGUCCUGUAUAUGAACAUUAGUAGUGCCUCGGGAAUGCGAUAAAAAACCAACAGCAACAGAGGCAAAUUUCGAAACCUACUAUACAACUAAAUAGGGACACAACAACGUACCGUACUGGAGCAACAGUGCGGGAUAAACAGAGGAAAAGUGUUUGUGUGUUUAUGUGUGUGCGUGUGUGUGUGUGAUUAAGUUUAUAUCUUCGGCCUGAUUCUCUUUUAGCCACGAAAGAGGAAUAACGGCUACACGAACAAAAAAACACGGAAUUAGCAUCGUUUCUAUAACGCUGCAUUAAAUGACCGCUAGGCGCGGAAGAUCAUCACAUACAGUAGAAGCUACAGGAGCAAUAUCCAGAUAACCCCAUCAUGUCAGCACCGCGAGAAAGUAUCAUGACGGCACCGUCUGGUUCUGUGAACAGUAACAAGUUUAAUAUUGUAGGAUCCGGAACAAGUAAUAACGUUCAAGCGGCUGGUGGAGGAGCAGCAGAAGGACACGGUGGUGCAAAUUUUAGCAAUACCAACAUCAGUGCAGUACCACAGCCCUCGUCUGGCGGGAAUGUGCUAGUUUCGGAUGGAGCGGGUGCCGCUAGUAACAAUCGCCUUCGACACCAUCCGGUCCAUCAUCCAGCUAUGGAGUGCAAUGAAACCGUUGCGGCUAGCGGUUUACAGCAGCUUUCCAAUGUGGCCGCACUCAAGCUAAGGGGCGAAUGCGCUGGCCCCACCACAGUACAGUAUUCCAACAUGAUCUGCACGAGUUACGGUGCGACGACGGCAACGGCGACGACGACUACUAUGUCGACGACGCUGAGCAGCAAUAAUAGUAGCAGUAAUUUUAGCAAUAGCAGCGUCGGCGCCACCACCCUGAGUACCAGUAACAGCAAUAGCCACAGUAGUAAUAGUAGUAGUAACGCCAGCGGUGGAACCCAGUUGAGCAACAGUAUCAAUGUAAUACCGGGGCAGAGCCCAACGCUGGGAACGGGUGGAGACGUAGGCAAUCGUAUGCAAGUGCUAAGCAAUGUGACGCUGGUUUCGAAGGGUCAGCAACCUCAGCAGCAACAAAUGCAAUUACAAAUGCCGCAAACGACGCCGACCUUCAAUUACAUCGAUUCAAGCGGGAAAAACAUUAACGUGUACACCUCGAUCUGUGGAAAGCUGAGUUCCAGCAAGCUGAUCAGUUUGCCGAUAGCAAAAAUGAAAAAUCUCAACAACCACCAGCAGCACCAGUUCGUCGGUUCGCAGCAGCACCAGUUGUUGUCUUCCUCGUCCGUUUCAAUGCCACAACAACAACAUGUACCGACGGUGUCGAUCGCUGGUGGCAUCCUUACUAGUACCAGUAACAGCAGCGGUAGCAGCAUUGGCUCAACGUCGGCCACAACAACGAUGGUGCAGAAGCUAACGAUGCCCCGAAAUAUUCAGCUCGUCACGCGGAUACCAUCGUCCAACAGUAGCGGAGGGCCGACGGCCAACCAGACGGCCACAACAGCACUUAGCAAUGGCAGUCGUAUACUGCAACAGCCCCAGACAAUUCAGUACAACAACACGAUCGGACAGAUUCAGGAUACGGGCGGUGGUGGACUAGCGACAAUCGGUGGAACACCAAUAGAGCUGAAAAAUGUAGUAACCGCCCAUGUGAAACCAAUCCCGGUAACGAGCAAAAGCAAGGUUAGCCAGAAUGCAUCACUCAAAAUGUUGCAACACCAGCAGCCAAGACUGUCAAACGUGACGUUAAAGCCGCUCGCCGUUAUGAAGCAGCAGCAGCAGCAGCAACAGCAACAAUCAUCGACAGCGGUUAAUGUGAGCUUAAAAACCGUUCGAAAUAGCCUAUCGUCACAAAAAGGAGCAGGCACCAUUGGGAGCAACGUUACGCCAAGCAAUGUUUCGUCUUCGAUGUUUUACAUGAAGAGCAAUAGUGGCCCCACAUCUGUACCAUCUGCAGGGUCACUGGAGUUGCAACAAAUGGGAGGAUCCGUCCCGGCGGCGUCUGUUUACACUACAUCAACCGCACAAGCUGUCUAUCACAAUGCCCAAGCCAUUCAGCAACAGGCGCAGAUGAUGAUCCCUGUAUCAUCCUACGCCCCGAGUAACAGUAGCAGUAGCAAUAACAUUGUUGCCAAUAGUAUAAGUGCUGGAACUACUACGCCGCUAAAUAGCAUAAAAUUGACGGCACCAAUUCACCACAUCCUGGGUGGAUCUAAACAAUCCGGCACCGCGGGUGUUAACAUGCUGAAAUCGGGCAAAAAUCAGCUGAUACAGAUACAUCAGGUAUCAUCUCAGUCACGUACGCAAUCGCCACAGUUGCAGAGCUCGUUCAUUGGUGCCAAUGUUGGUGCAAGCGGAAUUCAACAGCAGCAGGUCGUGUUGCAGCACCAACAACAACAACAACACACACCCGGUGCUACGAUGAUGAUAAACGUACCCCAUUCGCUCAGUAGCAGCAAAGUUCCUAGUGGUAGCCGGUUCACACCUGCUUCGAUCGGUAGUGCGACUAACUACAUAGUGAGUUCCUCCGCCUCUAGUAUGGGAGUGUUCGGAACUGCUGCAACAUUAACAACGACAAGCUCAUCAACACUCUCAGCACCAGCAGUCGGUGGGAGCGGUCACAAAGGAUUAAACAAUCUCUACACAGCUGCUGCCACUGUUGGAGGAUACGAUCAGCAUACGCUUGCUGAUGCGGUUUCAAAAUAUGCCAGCGGAAAGAGUGCUACAGGCAACAGCCUACCACCGAAUGUUAUUAAUCCACCACCCAGUGGCGCUCCGUCGUCGAAAUCCGGCAAGGGUGCUGGAGGACGUGGACGCCACAAUAGUGGCAGCCAAUUUCAACUACAUACUUCUCUUGCCUCGUCUCCACCGGUUGCUUCCCAUCACUACGUGGCACUUGAACAUCAGUUGCCACCGUCGGCGGGAGUUGAUCAGCAUCCAACGUCCCAACAAGCGUCUGUAAGUCAUACGGCAUCGUCACCGUAUCGUUAUGCAUAUGCCUCCUCCCCAUCGAGCCUGACGUCCGGCAGGACGACAGUAUCGCAACAGUCUGGAGCAAGUCCUUCUGGCGAUGCAGAUAUGAUAUAUCUGAAUGGUCAGUCGGAUGAAACGGCAACAGCGAGAAUAUUACAGAGUUUAUCGCAGAAAUCGCACGAAACCUCUAGCGGUAAUGUGAAAACCUACACCCGACAUCAUUCAUACGAUCCAUCGCAAUCCUCCGCUACAGGAACUGGGGCUGCGAAUAGACAUCGCUAUGAUUCGUCUGGAUCGACAGACGGUCGUAGAAUGAGCGGGUCUGUCGAAGCAACAACGAUCCUGUACGCGGACAGUAUUCCAUUGCGAGAAUGCAAUACGACUAACACAAUGCAACAUCCUGCACACUAUUCCGCCCGGGAUGAUGACGAAGGAAACAGCAUCGAAGUGCGCCCCGGUCCGGUGGAUCCGUCCGCCGGUCUUUUCUAUAUCCUGCAGGCAAUAAUGCAGGAUCACACCUACUGUGAGCCGCUUUCGUCGAAUGUUACAGAACAACACAGGAACGCUUUUCCGCAGGGAGUUAUUUCAUCAAACCUGCAAAAUAUCCCAUCGAAUGCUGCAGCAAUGGUCCCCGGUUCCGUUAUGUCUGGUGUCGAUAUGAGCAGCUUGGCGAUGGUAACCACUGCACCAUUGUCUUCGGGGUUAAAUUCUGCAACGACGACGAUGGCCGCUCCGUCCCUUCCCGCCAGUAACAGUUCGUCCAUAGUGAUACCAUUGGCACAGAUGAACUUGGCAAAGUUGACUUCAGCAGCUGUAGCGAGCGAAUUGUUAGGAAGCGCGAAAGGUACUACCGGCGGUAUGUUCGAGUAUCUGUACCAGGCUAAGGGAGGAUUAUCAACAGCACGUCCGGGUGCUAACGAUGAUAACGACGACGCACAAUCGGUCAUCAGUACUGGUUCCCGUGCGGGACAUGAUAAUGACUUGGGUGAGGAAACUGAUACGGCUCCGGAGGGUGAAGGCGAAGACGACUCCGUUACGCGUUGCAUCUGUGAUUUGACGCAUGAUGAUGGCUAUAUGAUAUGCUGUGAUAAAUGCUCCGCCUGGCAGCAUGUCGAUUGUAUGGGAAUCGAUCGGAUGAAUAUACCGGAUGAGUACAACUGCGAGCUCUGUCAGCCUCGUCCCGUCGACAAGGCACGCGCACGGCAAUUGCAGCUGCACAAGCGCAAAGAGCAGAGCCUGUUUUUCGCUAACAACAAUGUUACAGUUUCGGGAGCAACAUCCUCAUCUGCUGUAACACUGACGGAAGGUGUUAUAUCCGGUACGAAUCAGCAGCUGCCUCCGACACCACCGCUGAGCGUGAAGGGAGGCAACCAACAACAACAGUACGGCCAUCAUCAGCAGCAGUAUCAGUACAACGAUGUGAUGCCGCAUUCGCAGCUGCAGGGACACUUGCAGCAGAGUAAUGGUUCGACCGGAACAAACCAUGCCGCCCCAGCAACGCCCGCGAGAGGUUCGAAAAAGUCAAAAUCGGCAGGCAUUGGCGGGUCGCGCAAGAAGUCGGACAGUAUUUCAUCUGCCACGUCGAUAAACGCUCUGAUGGGAAGCACCAAUAACGUUAGUAACAUUGUGAAUGCUAUAAGCAUGGUACCGACCAGUGCGACCACCCCGUCAGCGAUGGUGAUGAGUAGUAGCGAAGGUGGGGCAUUGGGAGGAGCUAUACUUCCGCCUGGCGGAACAAUGAUGGAUCCAGCUGCAGCUAACAUGGCCGCAUUGGCAUUAACCGCGUCGCAGAUGGUCGGUGGGCUACCUGCACCAAUGUCAACAGCACCCGUACCAAUGUACUGUGAUACUAGCAAUAGUACCGGCGGAGUGAUGAAAAAGCUCGGUAAAAAAGCCGAUACAGCCAUAAGCAGUCGUUUGAAUGGUGGCAAGCGUGUGGUAGCAGGCAAAGAGCUACGUUCCGUUGCUGUCGGUGCGCCAACGGCCGCUGCAUCGCGACCAUCGAAGAAAAAGUCCAAGAGUGCGGAACAAAGCACGGAAAAGCUGAUGAACAUGAUACGGACCUGGAUAGAUAGUUACGAGCGUGCGACCACGAAUCAUUACUCGCCGGAGUUGAGAGCACGGCUGCAAGCGUUCGCCAAACUGCAAGCACAAAACCCGCUGUUGACGGACAGUCGGCUGCUUUCGGUGCCGGGUGGAAUGAAUCAACCGAUACGUUGUACCACCGUGCCGCACGCUGGCGGAAAAAUCCUCAUCGGCACGAGCGACAUCGAACCACGGACCCCGAUUAUUGAGGUACGAGGUAAAUACAUGCUCACCACCCAGCACAAACAGCUUCAGUCGUUGUUUAAUAUGGCUGCGAAUGGUAAACUAAGCCAGAACAAGAAUGCCGGUCCGUUCCUAUUUCUCUACCAGCUACCUGCCGCUGGCUGUGGUGGGAUGGAGCUUUGCGUCGAUACGCGCACGUACGGCAACGAUGCACGGUUUGUGCGCCGAUCCUGCCGACCGAAUGCGGAGCUCUUGCACAGCGUAGAGAAAGGCGUGGUGCACCUGUACAUUGUAGCGACAACAAACAUCAAAUCGAACACCGAGAUUACCAUCCGUCACGACGAACAGCUGAUUCAUCGAAUGGGAGGUGUCGUCAUACUUACACAUACGACUGUAACGAACGUGUGUGCAUGCGGUUUGAUAAAGGACUGUGCAUAUUCGUCGCAGCUAAACGAUUCGGCGGGAUUAACCGGUGGAUCUCCUCCUGGCAGCUCCACGGUCGCUCCAGUUGGAACUACAGGAACAGUCGUUGCGAAGGGUAGUGGGAAAGUUGGUUCGAAACGGGCCCUAGGCGAGAGUGGGCUCGAUCAGCCGGGAAAGGGAAAAUCGAAGAAGACUCGCAAUAACAGCACUAGUCGGUCAGCUGAUGGGCGUAAUCGAUCAAUUUCCUCGAGCGGAGGUGAAGGUGACUCCAUGUUUGGAACACCCCAGGGUGCCGGCCAGUCAGGAUGUAUGAUGUCACCACCAACAUCCUCCACCAUGCUGCAACCGGUACCUCAACAACAAACGAACUUACAUCAAGAACAUUCACAACAACCGCAAGCGAUGAUGCUGGGUCCACCGCUGAUGGGAUCUCCAUUAGCACAGCCCCAAGGAAUCGCUGCUAUUGGAUCACCUUUUAUGUAUUGCCAAGCGCCGGUAGCAUCACCACAUCAUCCGUCAUCAGGGCCACUGCAAACGAAUACCAUGCCUCCGACGUCGCCGUACCAUCAGUACGAUAUGAAUGCACCACUUCGUUCACCACCAGCCCAUAUGACACCGGUACAAUCUCCACAGCAAACACCACCACUGUCUGGUGGUGCACCCAAUCCACUGAUGGCAAUAAAUACCGGUGUGCCGCAACCAUUGACCCUUCCGCACCAAUCACCUAUCAAGAUGCAGCACCUACAGCAACACUUCCAUGAACAACAACCGGAAGCGGCAGCUGCCCUGCUGGCAAUGGCCUCUGGUGGUGGAUGUAUCGGGUCUAGGCCGGGAACGGCCGCGCUAGAUGCAGCGCUUCUGGAACAUGGAACACGCAUGGAGCUGAUCCAGCAACAGCAACAACUGCAUCGUCUCGAAAUCAUGGAGGAUGUUAUGAAAAUACAGAUCAAACCGUCUCCGCCUGCAUCACCACUAAAGCCACCGAAUGCUGGUCCCAGAAGUUCGCCAGUUUCUCUGUUACUAUCACCGAAUAAAUCCAUACCACAACAGCAGCAGCAGCAGCAGCAGCAGCUUACCUUGGUUGGAACGAAGGAGAUCAGUGGAACAGUCCUGUUUCCACAGCAGAGCACAGCUCAGAUCAAACAAGAACCGGGUGUACCGGUAGCGGUCAAUGUAGAUGUGGUAGAUUCGGUAAAGAAAGAGUUCUGGGACGCGCAAGAAGUACAGUUGCAUCCUAGCAGCGUUGCACCGUCAGCAUCUACUUGCGACGUGAAGGAGGUGAAAGAUAGUGCAUGUGAGGUAAAGGAUGAAAAAUUGCCUCUGUCGCUUGAAACUGGGGAAAAGUUGCUGCCAACCACAAUCAUGACAGGUGAAACUGAUAAUGUUACUAUUAAAGCGGAACCUACGGCAUCACCAUUAGCAUUGGGUGAGAAAAAACCCGAACAACAUUCGCCUCCACAACCAUCCACUCCGGUGCAAGAACAACAACAGCAACUGGUUGUGGGCACUGCCGGGUCUGUUUCAUCUUCUCCACUGAAGCGCUCCCUUUCGCCGAACAAUCACCAUCACCAUCAUGCUGGACAUCACCAUUCGUCAAGCAGAAGCAAGAGGAGUAGCACAAGCGGAGAGCAGCAACAUACACGGUCGGAGAAAAAGCAAGCGGCAGAAAAGCCAAGCCGUAAGCUGACCCGCGAGGAGCGGAAAAUGGAAGCGAUAGUGAAGGCAUUUGCAAAGAUGGAACAAUCGCAACAGCGCAAGCAGGAGCUGAAGGAGCAAAGGAAGGACGGGGUUACGAUUCCGGGCAGUAAGCGACGCAGCGUUUCGACUUCGAAUGCCGGAAUGGGGGGCAAUCUAUCCGACGACGGUGGGAUCGAUGGUGCAGCAGGUGCGCUGUCAACAUCCAGCGGUGCAUUGUCAGCUAACACUUCCUGCGAUGGUGCAAAUGUCGAUCAGUCGUUCGGGACCUCGUCGUUCAACGCUAGUUCGUUCUCCAGCGGUGGCAGUUGCAGUGGAAGCAGCAGCAGUGGCGGUGGCAAGCGGAAAACAAGCAUCCGAUCAUCUUCUAAAACGCGUUCAUCGAAAAAGAAGAAAAGCAAGGCGGUCAGUCAGCAUUUCGCCUCCACGACGCAGCAACGUCGGAAGAAGCUUGCAGCAGCGGCAGCUCGGUCGAGAUCCAAAUCAAAGUCAACGGGCAACAGUCGGGUGCAGCAGCAACAGCAGCUAAAUGAUCAGCGGGAUCAAAAUCAACUGCAAUCGACAACCAGUGCUGAUGGUGGUGAAUCGUACGGGGCUAGUCAUUACGAUAAAGCAGCUGAACUACUGCUUACAUUUUCGCAAUCGGCUACCAGCAGCAGUGGAGCGGCACAAUUAAUGGGAGUCACGUCUGCGAACGUUGGAGGUGAACCUCCCGGCAUGGCCGUACAACCGCCGGUUGGUGUUGGUACUGGAAGCCUUCCGAUGUUGAGUUCCGCCUGUAUGCUGAUUGAAGCGGCUGUUGGUCCAUUGGAAAACGCUUCCACUAUGUUGAUGGGUGGACGUCCCUUGAACCUACCCAGUUCGGUGAUGCCUUCUACUGCAGUACCGUCACCGCCCGUGAUGGGACAGGUGCUAGAGUCACCCGCAUCCGCGGAGCAACAAGAUUUCAAGUACCCGGCGAAGGCGAAAACGAAGAAAAGCAUGAGCCGGGAAUGGUUAAGCGGUCACCAGCUUGCACUGGAGCAGCCCGAUUCCGGUUAUGCGACAACACCUACCGAAGAUCGAAACAACGCGAUUGAUGUGGGUUCAUCGUUGCCGCACCAUCGACAACCCUUACAUUUGAAAACCAACUUCGACGAUCAAACCGGCACGGGAGAAGGUGGUAAUAUUAUGAUUGCCGCCAAGAAGGUGGAAGAAUUCAUAAUGCAAAAUUCUCCCCAGCCAGAUGAUAAUGCGACAAACUGUUCUUCCUCCACAUCGGUUGUAAUUUCUUCGUCCAGCCAACACAGCGGCCCUAGCAACAAAUGGUCAACGAUUGUGUCAUCCAGUGGCGAAGUGAGUACGGGCGGUUCGUCGGAAAAGAUGGAGAGCGCCGCAGUAAAGAAACGUUGGCUCCGGCAAGCCAUAUCGGAGGAAACGGAUGAACAUCCGGGAGGACCCGGCGUGGGCUUACAUUCGUGUUCUUCGUCAUCGUCUUCGCCACCGCCACCCAACGGUUUUACCACUCCGCUUAAGAAACGACGUGUUAUUCGGGAAAAUCCACUAACAUCGGAUUCGAACAAUCAGAUCGUUGUUUCAUCAGAAUCACAGCAGCAGCAACAGCAUUUGCAACAACAAAUGUUCGUUUCAGCGAAUACCUCCAUCACAUCGAGCUAUACGGACGGUGGCAACUUAGUGGUUGGUGGAGCGAAUAGCGGACCUAACAGCAGUACGAUGUUUUGGGACCAUUCCGUCUCACCGGAGAAACAGGCGAUGGAUCUUUCCUCUCAUCGCGUUCCACCGAACACUAGUGGACCGGUGAAAAUGCUUACUCCUCUUCAUUUUGCCGAUCCUGGACCAAUGCCGACAGCAGGUCCGACUACGCCAUCAGUCGCGGUACCACCAACUGCGCCUGCUCCACCAUCGGGGCCACCAGCUCAGGUGGUAUUAGCAGCUCAACAACAGCCUUCGCCUACCAUUCCAGUUCAUCCCCAGCUGCAUCUUCCGGGUAGUGUAGGUGUAACUCCACCACCGCAUCAGCUGCAUCACCAUCACCAUCCGUACCCACUGCUACAGCAAAUCCGUCACCAUGCGCACCAUUCGAUUUCCCUGGCAAUGGCUACACAAAUGCCGUAUGAAACGAGCGUGAUAGUGGAAGAACCAUCAUCCAGUAAUGUUGAACAACCAUUACCGGGGAUUGCGUCUGAAACUAAGGAAGUAGAAAAAGAACCAGACUAUACGCCAACAACAGCUGCUGUUCCGGUGUACACAGGACCGCCACCUGCUGAAGUAAUCGAGGAACAAGUUGUAGAGCAGGAAGUAGAGGAGGUGGUCGACCAGGAGGUAAUGGUAGAGCAGGAAGUGUUGGUUGAGCAGGACGAACUGUUGGAACAGGAAGUGAUCGAACAGGAAGUGGUGGUGGAGCAGGAGGUAGUGGACGGUCAGGAGGCGCCGAAACAUGAUUCCACAACUGUCGUCGACGCUUGUGCUGCGUCUGAAGUAAUCGAACCGGCGAUGGAAACAUGCCAAUCGGAGGCAGAGCUAUCGGAACCAGUGAUCGACAGCAAAUCCUCUACACCCAGCAAAGGAAGCCAGAAAUACAUCGAACAUGAUGUAGAUGAUGAGUUCGCCGACCUGGUGGAAGAGAUUGUGCAGGAGUCGUAUGUGGUCGAGCGGAAAAAAGCGUCGGCAGAGAAGGCGCUGCAAAAUCGGCAACAAGAAGCGGCUAAAGAAUUGAGUGUUUCUUCCGCUGCAGAUGCAACAUUAUCGUCGGAGGCAACGGUUGAAGAGAAAGUACAGGAAAGCCUCAAAUAUGGACGUAAAGAGUUUUCGAAAGCUGUGGAACCUUCCACGGCAAUGAGUGCAUGCUCUGAACCAAUGCCUGCUGAAUCGUCUACUGUCGUCACGAUCGUGCCGGUGGAAAAGCGAAUUGAUGCGAAGGCUAAUAAGGAGUGCCCCAAAGAACAAGAACAAUCGGGGAGGCCUGUGUCUUCGGUAGCUACAAGGAAGAAUGAUAACAAAGCCGUCGGUGUUGAGGUUAGCUAUUCCGUAACGGAUAAAGAAAAGAGUGCGAUAGGCGAAGAUCAGCGUGACGGCGGAUCGGGCAUGGAAUCGUUAUCUUCAACGUUUGAUGAAAUUGUGGAAACGAUUGUCGAGGAACGGUUGGCCGCUAUGAACGACGAAUGUCCAACGGAGGUAAUCGACGAGGGUGAACAUGCCAGCGACGACACGGAUGGUGGUGCGGAAGAGGAAUCGGUGCUCGUGUAUGUGCAAGAGGAAGAGGAAGGAAGUCCCAGCAAGGUGCGCAUCGAAGACGAGGACAGCGAGGAUGCGUUGAUGCGUGAGGUGGAGGAAGAGAUGCUGGAAAUGAUGUCGGAAACCAGCGUACUGCGGCAAGGCCUAUCAGGCACGAACGAAGACGAGGAGGAAAGGGACGUACGGUUCAUUGCGGAGGAAGAGGACGAACCGGUUAAGCCGGCGGCGGUUGUGAAGCCCACGAAAAGUGAUAGCGCUCCUGAAAAGCCAAUGCCACCGGUAGCUAGUUCAUCGCCCAGCAAUGUCACUAAUGGUACGAAGGAGGAAUCGAACACCAAAUCGACACCCCCAACAGCGCGUCCUGCUGCCGCAACGGAAGACAACGAGCAGAGCGAACUAGCCGAUCUGCAAAAGGUGAUUGCGUCGUUCCAUUCCGAAAACAUCAUGAAUCUGAUCUCGAGAAACCGCAGCAAGUCGAAGAAGGGUGGUAGUAGCAGCGUAUCCCCACCGAAUGCAGUUAGAACGCCAUCGGAUGGUGUUACGGUGAAGAAGCAGGUGAAGCUAAACUUCGACCUAUGCGUGAGGGAUGACGCUGUCAAUGUAACAUUGCAAAAGACGACUGCCGGCGAGGAAGUAGCGACUGUGGGUAACGAAACCACAACUUCUGAGAUAAGUGCUCAGGCAGCAAGUUGUGGUGCCACUGUGUUACCUCCGAUGGUUCUGCCACCGUCGUCAGUGUCGGUGCUCGCAGCUGCAUCAACAACGGUAGCGACAUCUUCGCUCAUGUUGACACCACCACCACCUUCAAGUAGCGGGAUUAGCAGUAACUUGCAUACGAUCAAACCGAUUCCUGCACCUAGCAGCGCGGUCGUGGGUAGUGUUGUCAUUCCGUCGGUAACAACGUUCGGUAGCGAACCGAUCCGAUCCUUCUCAACGCUCCGACCGGAUCCUCCUAUGUCGGCAGCUGGUUUGGUACCGGGAGGACAUCUCAGUACGCUUGGUGGAUACCAUCUUCAUCAGCGUGCCGGGGCGGGCACAUCAUCCUUCCUCGACUAUUCAUCAGUGGGUUCGGCAGUCACACCGUCUGCGGGAACACCGUUGAACGUAGCUACAGGAGCAACGGGUGGAAUAUAUCAGUAUCGCUCGGAGGUAUCGAAUCUACUUGAACGGACCUCAAUGUUGGCACCGCUCCACCGUCCUACAAGCUUCUCGACACUUGGGUCGCUAACAUCUCCCCUGGUCGGUAGUGGAAGCGUUAAGUCAUCGCUUCUGCUUGGCUCCACCGAAUCGUUAUCAACCCUCGGCGGGACGGCUGCUACAUCCAUCGUAGCCGGUAACCUAACACCGACGGGAACAACUCCUCCGGGAGGCUUACCCGUCGUCGGAAGCUAUCCGAAGAUAUUCACCAAAACAGCCAGCUCGGAUCCACGGCUUAAUCCGGCGCUGGUUGCAGCAUCGUCCGGUACGGACGCUACGUCCACUCCUGGAACAAGUCCAGCAAGCGCCCCGAUUACUCCGAAACGCAAACUCUCCAUUACUGAGUACCGCAAGCGUAAGCAGCAAACUUCCACCGAAGGUAGCGCUUCAUCGACGACGAGCACAACACCGACGACCACCACAGGAAUGGGAGCGUCUGCGACACUCUCGCCGACGGCGGCUUUAGCAUCCGUGUCGGCCCUAUUGGCGGCAUCCAAGGGAAGCAGAAGGGAAGAGCCUACAUCUGGUGGUGGUGGAACGUCUUCCGUGAGCAGCACGAUCAGCAGCAACGAUGUGAGCAGUUCGAUCAGCCGGGAGCUUAUCAUGGCACUGGAUCUCGACCUACCGGAGGAAGCGAAAUCGGGCGACAAUUCCAACUCCUCAUCAUCUUCGUCCAGCAUCGGUGGUCGUGUUCGGGGCGUAGUGACCGGUAUCAGCAAUGGAACGUUGGGGAAAUUGAGUGGGAAAGAUCCGAGCGGUGGAAGCAUUUCACCGGCGGACCAUGCAACAACAAACCACCAUUUGCACCAUCACAACCACUAUGAGGGGCUAUCGUCGACAGAAGAAAUAACGACCACUUUCAGUGCAACGCCCACCUUGGCCGAGUUGCGCAGCGAGGGUGGAAUGUCGGCAGAGCGGUUAAAAUCGCUCAAAUAUUUCCCCUAGAGCGUCGCGGCUCGUACAUUUGUCGAUGCAGUUACGUGCGAAACCCGGAGAAGAUCAUCACCGUAAUUGUUGACAUGCGGGUCAUGUCGUUAACAAACAAAAUAGCGACACCACAUUCGAACGUCAUUUAGGGUUAUAAUCGUUCAGUAAGUGCAGUGAAGCGGUCCUCAGUAAUAGGGGACUCAGUCAGUCUACUUAUAGGGAAUUAAGAUGGCAAUGUGUGUUGUGUGUACACCUCAGGAAGAAAAGAAGCAAUAGGGGGGGUAGGAUUUAAUUUACUGCUUUCUCUGACGGUUUCGAGGAUUGACGAAAUCAUCGUUAGAUGAAGGUGUGUUGGUGUAGCCAUUGCGCCCCAGCACCAGUCAGUUCUUGUUCCGGUGUUUAACCUAUGAAAAGGAUACGUUUUGAACGAGUUUGUGUGCGUUUAAAAAGCAAACAUACGUAUUUUAAAAAGAAUACUUAAUUUUGAGACAAGCACAAAGCAAAGAUAUUUUUUUUAAAUAUAUAGCUACAGACUACUACAACUACCUUGCCCUUCCCGCAAAACCUAAGGGUUUACACCUUAACCUAACCCUCACUUUCCCCUACCUUUUCAUUCUUCCUGUUGUUGCACAUGUUGUCUGUCUCCCAGGAUAAUGAAGCACUUUACAAACGUGCAUCGUGACGUAAAUCAAAAUUGUAAAACGCUCGAAAUAUCAAAAAGGAUCAAACGCAAGAGAUUACAAAAUCAAACUUAGAGAGAUGCGAGCAAAAGUCAUCACGCCGUGUCCCGUUCGAAUUUGCGGAGACCGUUCGAUGUCAGCGCACAGGCACACACGAAAUGCUUGCGUGUGGGUUUGCAUACACCUAGUACAAAGUACAAAAGCGAGACAGAAGCGAGGGACACAGGGAUUUAAUAGAAACAAGGAGGCAGGAGAAAUCGAACUAUAUAUUGUAUAACUAUAUUUUUUUAUUUUUGAAAAUGAAGUAAUUUAAUAAACACAAACACCACACACCACACACACAUUAGAAAGCGAAUAUUGUGUGGGUAGGAGGUAGCUUUAGGAGAUCGCCACCGGUAAUGGAAAAAAAAUCCGGAUCAGAACCGCAGAUUUAUCUUUUAGUACCUUAUUUUUCAUUAGCUAUUUGGUGUAUGCUCUCGAGGUUUAGAAGCGUUUUGUGUUGUGAAGGGAUCGAAUUAGAUAUUUAGCACAGAAUUUCUCUGAUCGAACGAGAAACAAUGUGUAGGUUUAUAGGCGGUACAGUACACAAAUUCAUUUCAAUUUUUACACUGUUUGUUAUGCUUUAAUAAUAACCUCGUCGUCAGUAAGCCCUUAUGGUUAGUGAGAUAUGAACUACAUUACAUGUGAUUUUUCUUUCACUCCUGUUCUGCGUUCUUCUGCGUACAAUUUCUCUUUUUGUAUUUCCAUUCUGUUAUCUUUGCUUUCCUUUGCUGUUUGAGUUAGUUUUCAUAUUAGCAACAAAGAAAUUGAAUUAUUGGAACAAUAUGAAACGCCCGAUGCAUAGCAUAAAAUGUGGUAAUUUUCAAGAAAAACAAAAACAAAACACAAUAUGCAAUUUACCGAAUGAUACUAAAAACACAUAACACAACACAACACAACACAAAUUCUCUCUCUCUCAGUUAGAAUUAUAGAGAAGAAUGUAAUUAUUUUUUUAAAAUAAUUUAGUAGCUUUUGUGGUGGGUGAAACAUGUUCAGUUGGUUUUGUGGUAUAAUUUUCUCACAUACGAUUCUCUUGUGUUUUGUGUCAUAAGCUUUAGCAAGACCUGCUUCUAUGUAAUAUAUAUAUAUGUAUGUAUAUGUAAAUGUAUAACAAGGAAAAAAAACUACAUACUCUAUUUGCAAUGGCAAAAGGUCCGUGCAUGGAUUGGAAGGAUGUAAUUAUAUAAGUAAACACUUUUCAACGGACAAUUUUUAACAAAACCAAACACAAACAAUUUGCUUGCGUUCGUUUAGUCCGGAUGGGUGUUUGUGUGUGAGAGAGAGAGUAUAAAUUUUGGGAAUUGCAUUUUGCUACAACGAGUGCUGUAAAAGCCGAAAUGAUAACGCAUAUACACACUACCAAUCAACUACAAACUCUGAGUACGUUAAGUGAAGGACACACACACACACGGGGAAAGAAGAAAUAAUUUAAAUCGUUUGUGUACAUAAGGAAAAUAAUUGGAAUGCAGGAACAAUAGAUUAACAUUUUUUUUAACAAAUCUGUUAAAAAGAAACAUUCGGACACUCUUUACUAUACUUAAGUUGUUAAGUGUUCACGAAAAGCAAACACACACAGAGUUACGUUUGUGUGUGUUUCGUUGCAUCCCAGUUGAAAUACAUCCCGUUCUGCUGUGGUGGUGUGUUUUGCGGUUGUGUAUGUAAUAUAGAAAUGGUAAGCUCAUACUAAAUAACUUAUUAAACAGAGUAGAAAACCUAACUUCGCCUAGUGUAAGAAAGAAAAAAAAACAGGACACAUUAUUCUUCUAUCUCCCCCUUUCUCUCUCCCUUACUCUCUUUCUGUACAAAGGCAAAGUGGGGAAGUGAAUUUACAUGAUAAUUAUUUAAGAAACUGGAAAGAAAGGUGAAUAAAAACACGGUAAUCAACUACAAAAAACCCCAUGUGGACAACAUUUACAUUAUUUGAUACGAACAAAAACGAAGCAUUGUAAAUUUUGAUUGUACAUAAUGAGAUUUGCGAAGUGAAGCAAACAUGAAAAGCAGCUUUAUAUAGUGCGCGCAGUAUGUGAAGAAGUUAAGCGUGAUAUAUAUAG